Molecule: messenger RNA, 2289 nt
Organism: Lagenorhynchus albirostris (white-beaked dolphin)
Lineage: Eukaryota; Metazoa; Chordata; Mammalia; Artiodactyla; Delphinidae
Gene: VSIG10L2
Product: V-set and immunoglobulin domain containing 10 like 2
Source: RefSeq, a predicted model, not a curated record
AUGGUGGGUCAGAGGGCCCUGAGCUGACCACUUAGCCUCCUGCAGCGGGUACCCCUCUGCCUGCUGCAUCCAGGGGCCUCAGGCGAGUCAUGCUCAGGCCACUCUGUGCCGCACAGCCUGACAGGAAGCUCCGUGGGCUCCCGCAGAAACCGUCUCUUGUCCACCAACUCCAAAAGGGCUUAUGCUGCCUUGUCAAACCCUGCGCAGCCAGCCCACCCUGCAGACCGGAAACAGAGAUUCUGGGCAAUGACGGGGAGCAGGGGACCCCAGAACUGCCCAGACAGCCUGCAUUGCCUCUGUCUCCAGGGCAGCCCCAGGCGACCCCAGGACUACCAGAGGAGGCCCCCUCCACCCAAGGAGUGCAGGGCAGCUCCGUGGAGCUGGCUGUGGCUCCCGGCGGUCUUCUGGAGCUUCGCCCCCCAAGGCCCACUGAUUCCGCAGCUCGUGGCCGUCACCAGCAGAGCGGAGUCUAAGGUGGAGGCCGGGGCAUUGGCUCUGGGGGCCGUGAGUGAGUCUAUAGAACAGAAGCCUGGUGCUGGGGGAGCUGGGAAGGGGGCCCACGGCCACCUCCGGUGCCAGGCCCGACACGAGGCCGGAGGCCAGCUCCACACCGCCCACCCCGCCCUUGCUCUGGCCGUGCUGGCUGCGGGGCUUGUGCCCGUCUCAAAGCCUCAGGUGCAGCUGAGCGACCUGUCCCCCGUGGCGGGGACCUCCGUGGUGGCCACAUAUGCAGUGUGGGAGGUCACAGAGCCUGUGACCUUUGCCUGGUAGCAUCAGGCACGAGGCCCUGGAGAGGCCCUGGUAGGGGUCACGAAGCAUCUGAUCCAGCUGGACCCCGUCAAUCGGACACACCUGGGCUGGUAUAUGUGCCCGGCCCACAACACCGUCAACUGGCUGAGCAGUGAUGGAGCCUUCCUGGAUAUCAUCUGGGUGGCUCAGGAGGAGCAGAAGGAAGCAGGCAAUGUCGCCUGGAGUCACGCAGCCACCCAGCUCCCCAGCAGCAGGGUCCUCACCUGCACCAGCCGGCACCCAGCCCCAGCUCUGCCUGCCCUCUGCGGAUCACGCCCUUCCGGGCUUAGAGCCCUGCAACACCCUCCUUACCGUCUCCCAGCCUCCAGGGAGGCGCUCAUCGACCUGACCUUCUACCUCUACCACUCUAUUAUUGCAUGGCAGCCCCUCUGGAGCCCCACCUGCUGGACCAUGGCCACAAUCAGAGACCAGUUCAUCAUGCUGAGCUGUGAGUGGCCUGGAGCUCCCUGCUGUGCCGAGCUGGUCUGAUGGAUGGCAGCCGACCUCGGCACCAGCAGCCGCUCCUCGCUGGCCGUCCACCUCCUCCAGGCCCAGGACGACCUGGCUGGCAGAGAGUUCACGUGCCUGGGCACUCGCCCACUCAGGGUCCCCGACGCGCUCUGCCGGCUCCAGCUAGCCCCACAGCUGGCAGUGGCUGAGCCCUGGGUGUCAGUGCUGGAGGGUGGAGACGCCUGGCUGGGAUGUGCCCUCCUCGGGGGCACGCCAGCUGCCCAGCUCCUCUGGCUGGGAUCCCAGCAACGGCAGGUGGAGCCAGGCACUUCGGGGUUCAUGCUGCACCCUGAGGGUGCCCAGCUGCGCCUGGGUGUCCGGGAUGCGCACCCAGCACGCCACACCUGCCAGUGCAAGGCCCGAAAUGCCUUGGGCGACAGCAGUCGGAGCAUCCUGCUGUAGGUGCUGAGUGACUACCCCCAACGUCACCUCACCGUCAGCCGCCUGACCUACGGGAGACGCCAGAGCGAGGUGCAGCUGCCAUGGGCCGUCUGAGGCCCGGGGGCACGCAGAGCAUCUCUUCCUGGGGCUUGGGAGACCGCAGCUGGUGACAUCGAGCCGGAGAGCAGUGGCCGGCGGCCGGGGGGCUUGGACCCGAGGGUCCUCUAUGCCUUCCACGUCCUGGCUCUGAAUCACCGCACAGCUGGAUACCCCUCUGAGGUGAAGACACCAGGUGCCCGGACCACCCCCUUCAGCGCCUAUCCUGCAGUGCUGGAUGCGGCAGACACAGGAAUGGUAGUGGCAACGGUGACCUCUCUGCUGGUGUUCCAGUAUGCUGCCCGGCACCUGGACACCUUCCCCUGUGAGUGGGAAGCUCAAGGGCAGGGUUGCUUGACCCUGGAGCAAAGUCACCAAUAUCGGGGUUCAAGGGGUGGCCCCGAGGCAAUGACAGGCACUGAACCACUACCCACCACCCCAGGUUCGCAUCCUGCACAAGAAUCCCCGGGGGCUCCAGUAAACAUCACCAUCACAGUGACUGCCAAACCAUAA